GGCUCGCCUGAUUUUGUGGAGCCCGCCGGCCUCAUCGGAGCCGCCGGCCGUGGACCGCAACCGCCGCGCCAAUGCGGGGCGGCAAAAGACGGCAUGCGCGCGAACCGCGAGCGAGGCGGUUGUAACUUCCACGCGACCGCGUAUGCCACUAGGGCGAGGAGAGCGGCUCGCGUUCGGCCUUGCCGGCUUCCACCGCCGCCGCGAAUCUUCUCGACCCAUCGGGCCAAGAAACCCAAACCCAAUCCGCCAUGUCUUCUCUUGGCUUCGCGCGGUAUUUAAUCCCCAGCUCCCACCCUUCGGCUACCAACCUGAGCGAGCAAGCUACGCAAAAUAGUCGCCCGAAUUGAGAUCCCUUGCAGCAGAUUGAGCAGCAAGGCAAGAAAGGCUAUCGCCUUUGCGCGCAGCAAUUCGCGGCACCAAGAAGUUCCUCGGCUCGUCGUCGUCGUCGUCAUGGACAAGGUGCUGGCGUUCUCGAUCAUGAGCGCGUCGCCGGCCGACAUCGCCGCCGGCGCCGGCCUCGGCCGGCGCUGGACCCGGCUGUCGUGGCGGAGGAGCGCGGACGACCAGGGGGAGCCCACGCAGGCGAGGCGGCAGAGGGACAAGGAGGAGGGCUCGCGCACCCGCUCCCACGACAACAAAGAGCGCGCGCGGGCAGAGAAGAUGGCCUUCCCGCGGUUCGCGCCGGAGUUCGACGGGAUCGACUGCUUCGAGACCAUCGUGUCGCAUUAGCACGCAAGAAGAUGACAGGGUUAACCGUGUGAUGAUCCUUUCCGCCAUCACGCACUUUGCGGCGAUGAUGGUUGAUCGAUCGGUGUGUGUUUGUUCGAUCAUUUGGUUGUUGCUAAUUGAGACCACGGGUUGUACGUACUUGCAUUAAGAGAAAUGAUUCUAUACUCUACAUUCUUUUUCAAAGCAAA
This is a messenger RNA of Phragmites australis (common reed), 917 nucleotides long. RefSeq lists its product as uncharacterized. The record is from RefSeq and is a predicted model, not a curated record. The coding region runs from base 451 to 729 and encodes 92 amino acids. Lineage: Eukaryota; Viridiplantae; Streptophyta; Magnoliopsida; Poales; Poaceae. The transcript has a single exon.